This is a messenger RNA of Urocitellus parryii (Arctic ground squirrel), 7865 nucleotides long. RefSeq names its product muskelin 1 (gene Mkln1). Lineage: Eukaryota; Metazoa; Chordata; Mammalia; Rodentia; Sciuridae. Gene Ontology annotation, cellular component: cytoplasm. The record is from RefSeq and is a predicted model, not a curated record. Gene Ontology annotation, molecular function: protein binding.
GGCCCCGCCCCCGCCCAGCCUCCCGGCGCGGUCGGCGGUCGGUGGCGGCCGCUACGGUGCUGACAAGAUGGCGGCUGGUGGGGCUGUUGCUGCGGCGCCCGAGUGCCGGCUUCUGCCCUACGCGCUACACAAGUGGAGCUCCUUCUCCUCCACCUACCUUCCCGAGAAUAUUUUAGUGGAUAAACCAAAUGACCAGUCUUCAAGAUGGUCUUCAGAGAGCAACUAUCCUCCUCAGUACUUGAUUCUGAAACUUGAAAGACCUGCUAUAGUUCAGAAUAUCACGUUUGGAAAAUAUGAGAAAACUCAUGUCUGUAAUUUGAAGAAAUUUAAAGUCUUUGGUGGCAUGAAUGAAGAAAAUAUGACAGAGCUAUUGUCCAGUGGCUUAAAGAAUGAUUAUAACAAAGAAACAUUCACCUUGAAGCAUAAAAUUGAUGAACAGAUGUUUCCGUGUCGCUUCAUUAAAAUAGUUCCACUCUUGUCCUGGGGGCCCAGCUUUAACUUCAGCAUCUGGUAUGUUGAACUCAGUGGUAUUGAUGAUCCUGAUGUAGUACAACCCUGUCUCAACUGGUAUAGCAAGUACCGUGAACAGGAAGCCAUUCGCCUUUGCCUAAAACACUUCAGACAGCACAACUAUACAGAGGCUUUUGAAUCACUGCAAAAGAAAACCAAGAUUGCAUUGGAACAUCCUAUGUUAACAGAUCUGCAUGACAAACUGGUGUUGAAGGGUGAUUUCGAUGCUUGUGAAGAGCUGAUUGAAAAAGCUGUAAAUGGUCUCUGUUUAAACACCCCCACCCCUGUUAAUGUCAUGUACUUGACCAUUGAGUGCAGUAAUGACUUUAUAUCUAAUGGCCUGUUCAAUCAGUAUAUCAGUCAACAGGAGUAUAAGCCACGAUGGAGUCAAAUCAUUCCCAAAAGCACCAAAGGUGAUGGAGAAGAUAACCGACCAGGAAUGAGAGGGGGCCAUCAGAUGGUUAUUGAUGUUCAAACAGAAACUGUUUAUUUGUUUGGUGGCUGGGAUGGAACACAAGAUCUUGCUGACUUCUGGGCAUAUAGUGUGAAGGAGAACCAGUGGACAUGUAUCUCUAGAGACACUGAGAAAGAGAAUGGUCCUAGCGCCAGAUCAUGUCAUAAAAUGUGCAUUGACAUUCAGCGGAGGCAAAUCUACACAUUGGGACGUUAUUUGGAUUCCUCUGUGAGGAACAGCAAAUCUCUGAAAAGUGACUUCUAUCGUUACGACAUUGACACAAACACGUGGAUGUUAUUAAGCGAAGAUACUGCUGCUGAUGGAGGGCCAAAACUGGUGUUUGAUCAUCAGAUGUGUAUGGACUCAGAAAAACAUAUGAUCUACACCUUUGGUGGUAGAAUUUUGACAUGUAAUGGCAGCGUAGAUGACAGCAGAGCCAGUGAACCACAAUUCAGUGGGUUGUUUGCUUUCAACUGUCAAUGUCAAACCUGGAAACUUCUUCGAGAGGACUCCUGUAAUGCUGGGCCUGAGGACAUCCAGUCUCGCAUAGGACACUGCAUGCUAUUCCACUCAAAAAAUCGUUGCUUAUAUGUGUUUGGAGGCCAGCGAUCAAAGACCUAUUUAAAUGAUUUCUUUAGUUAUGAUGUGGACUCUGAUCAUGUAGACAUAAUAUCAGAUGGCACCAAGAAAGACUCUGGGAUGGUUCCAAUGACAGGAUUCACACAGAGAGCAACUAUUGAUCCAGAACUGAAUGAAAUACAUGUCUUAUCUGGACUCAGCAAAGACAAGGAAAAAAGGGAAGAGAAUGUCAGAAAUUCAUUCUGGAUCUAUGACAUUGUGAGGAAUAGUUGGUCUUGCGUCUAUAAGAAUGAUCAAGCUGCAAAAGACAAUCCAAGUAAAAGUCUGCAGGAAGAAGAACCAUGUCCAAGAUUUGCCCACCAGCUUGUUUAUGAUGAGUUACACAAGGUUCAUUAUUUAUUUGGUGGAAAUCCAGGAAAAUCUUGCUCUCCAAAGAUGAGACUUGAUGACUUCUGGUCACUGAAAUUGUGUAGACCUUCAAAAGAUUACUUAUUGAGGCAUUGCAAGUAUCUCAUAAGAAAACACAGGUUUGAAGAAAAGGCUCAAAUGGAUCCCCUUAGUGCUCUAAAAUAUUUACAAAAUGAUCUUUAUAUAACUGUGGAUCAUUCAGAUCCAGAAGAGACAAAAGAGUUUCAGCUUCUAGCUUCAGCUCUCUUCAAAUCUGGUUCUGAUUUUACAGCUCUAGGCUUUUCGGAUGUGGAUCACACCUAUGCUCAAAGAACUCAGCUCUUUGACACCUUAGUAAAUUUCUUUCCUGACAGCAUGACUCCUCCUAAAGGCAACCUGGUAGAUCUCAUCACACUGUAACUGAAGAGUCCCCGAGCACAGAAACAGAAAACGAGAGUCUGCUUUCAGCGUUUUGGAGUGCAACUCUGUUGACUGAGGUGAAGCUGCAGUGAUUAAGGACUGUGCUGGAGUUUGAAAGGGAUCUUUACCAUCAAAAGUUUUAACCCUCUUCCUUCAUACUUGACCUCAACCCUAUUCUCCUCAUCUUAUUUCUAAAUUAGGCUAAUAAAGUGAAAUUGGUAUACUUUCCAUUUAAAUAUACAUAUUUUUCUUUAACUUUUAAGAAUUAAUGAAUAUUAAAAAAAAUAGGCAGUUUACCCUUUUCAAAUUUUUCUUUCUUUUUUUUUUUUUUUUAAUCGGGAGAUCAGCAUUAUUAACAGAUUGAGUACUACAAGAAUUUUGGGUUUUGUUGUUGGAUUAUUUGGUCUUUAUUUCUUCUUUCUCUUCUUUCACUUUACCUCACAUAGUACAACUACAUGUAAAUGGUGUCACUGGUUGACCUUAACAGGUAUAUAGUUCUGUAGAACAGUCGAUGUACGUUAAGGUGACAUAUGUGAAUAUGUUGACUUGUCUAGUAUUACAUUAAACAGUAGACAGGAUAGAGAGCUCCAGUUUGCACUUCUUGCCAUAGAAACUCAAGAUUGACCCAGGUAUCCUAUCAGAGAUUGGUAUAUAAUGUUUCUAUAAUGAUAUAUUUUAUAGUAGAUAUUAUAGUAGCAUUUGGCUUUAAGUCACAGAAACCUGAAACAGAAGAUUAUAAUUGAAAAAUGUUAAGAGCCAUUCUAAAAAUGACCAGCAAGAGAGAUCCAGUGAGUAAUUAAUAUGUUUAUUCUAUCUUUUUAGCAAUUUUAAAAGAAAAUGGCUCUUUCCUCUGGUAGAGCUAUGCAGAACCAGGGCUCUCUUUUCUCCUUUGUGCUGUCUGUAUGUAGAAGUUCCCUUUGGGAGUGCAGGCUUCCAGAGCUGCACUUCCAUUUUUUUCCAUGCAUCUCCCUGCAUCUACUUCUAAACCCUGGUGUUUUGAAGAGUAAUAAUUUUUGCUUAUUCAUUAGUAUACAGCUAAUAAGCAUUUUAUUAAGCACAUGGAUCAGGCUUUUUUAAGUGGAGAAAAGAAAAAUAAUGGUACGAAUUAAACAGAAACAAAAUCAUAAUAGGUGGGGUGUUCCAUAGUUCCACUUUUGUGCAGGAAUGGGUAUAUAUCUUCCCAUAAGAAGUUGUGGAAUGUAAUAUGAGAAACCUACAUAUAGCUAGGGCUCACAUUUGCUCAAAAAGUGUGCCUCAUGCAACUGAUACCACCAUGCUGAAAGCAGACUCAAUAUAAUGUUCAUCUCAGCUGUUAAAAGAGUGGAAGACUUUGUAGAAUUAUGUCCCUGAGUAGAAAGAUGAGGUCUCACUAGAAAAGGAAGAAAUUGACCUGCACUUUCAAACAGUAUCAUGUAUAGGAAUGAGAUUUUGAGAUAUCUUUUCACUCUCUUUAUUACUUGGUUUUCCUUAUUUUGGGGAUGAGCAGAAGUAUAUUUUUGCUAGUUUUAUCCUUGAAUCAUGGACUUUAUGAUUUUCAAGUGUCCCAAAAAAUAAUAGUGAUUUAUUAAACAUUUAGGUCUGUACCUUUAUCUUGUGAAAAGUAUACUGUGUAAUUCAGCAAAUGCCAAAUUAUGUAGAUACACAAUAAUUCAUUGACUGUACAAUCAAGUGAAUUUAUUCUAGUUAGACUUGUACAGUUUCAUAAAAUAGUUCCAAGUGACAGUCUGAACAUAAAAUAUUAAUAUCACUAAUAUUAUAGCACAUUGAAUUUGAUUUUGUGGAAAUAGAUGCAAAUUAGAAGAUUAACAGAAAAGAACUUGGACUUGAUAAGACUGCCAAAAUUUAAAAUCUCUAGUUUGGUUAGCAUGAAUUCUGGCACUUUAAAACAUUUACCAAAUGAAAUUUUGCUGCCCUCCACCAUUUGUUUUAACAGUGCCUUUUUUAUCGUUUUUUUUUUUUUUUCCGCAUCAAUUCCUCAGUCUCCAUAUUAUUUGGAGAAAAUUUAGUUCUUAAUUGCAGUGAUUUUUGUCUUUCUUUUUUCCUAACUACAUUUCUCUGGGUUUUUUUUUAAUAUAUACCUAUUUUAAUUUCAUGUUUUCUUAUAUUUAGGUGAAAAUCCCCCCCCUUUUUUUUAUUGUUGUUGUUACAUGUUUAAAUGUUGUUGAAUCAUAGUGAAAUACUUUGUGUUGCCUAAGUGAGAUAGACUUACUGAGGAGAGAACUAACUAGAUAAGUUAGGAUCUGUCCCUUGGAAAUUUAAUGGAGCACUGCCAGGACUGACUGCAGAGAACAUAGGGCUUUGAAUAUCCACGUUCAAGAUCGAUACAUCGUUCACCCCAUUGCAUAUCAGAACCCUCGUUUGGAACAUGUUCAGUGAAGACCGACGUACAUUUCUCAAAAUUCCAACAUUAUAAUUUAAAUAAUCAAAUUUGGUAUUUAGUUGGCCAAAUAUGUAUGCUCUAUUACUUAAAAAUUCUUUCACUCUAGCUUAGUACCACAUUCAAACACCUGGCUGAUGCUUUAGAUACAUUAAUUGGUAGGGUACAAUUUGCUUAAUUUUAUCCUCAUUCCCAAUUCUCUUUUCCCCAGUGGAAUAUAUUAUAUUCAACCAAAAAUAAACUAGAUCUCUAAUAUCAUUUUUAGUGCUUGUAUUUUGUGAGAAAUGAUUUGAUUUGCAAGUCACUUCUCAAAUGCAUUUUGUUUUGUGAAAUAACAGAGACCUCACAUGGACAGCUUGAUUAAUUCGGAGCACAUCACUCUCAUUCAAGCAAAGGAAUUCAUAAUUGGGUGCCUACCUCUGUGCUGCAGUUGACAGUGUUAACCUUUAUCAAAGGUAUCUUUUUAGUUGUGACUGUCCAUGUAAAAUCUGAAAGAAAACAUUAAAAAGUGAAGUCACUGGUUUGUCAGAAAAUCUUGUCGGAUGUAGGGCUCAGUAAUUCUGUAAGCUUGAAAAGCUGCAUUUGUGAGUGAAAUAUGUAUAUCGUUUAUAAGUGGCUGGCAAUUUGUUAUUCCAGUAGAUCUCUUCGCAUCUGCCUUAAAAGUGUUGUCAUACUCUUCAGUCUCAGUUACUUGGAGGAAGCCAGUCUGGGCAACUUAGGGAGACCCUGUGUCCAAACAAAAACAAAAACAAAAAACGUAUUGGGGAUAUAGCUUAGUAGUAAAAUGCUUCCUGGAUUCAGUAAUGCCAAAAAAAAGAAAGUGCUGUGUAGAGAUACACAUUAACAGAGUUUUGUUUAAUAAAACAAGAUUUUAAAAUCGCUUACAAAUGAAAACCAGUUUGAGACUCUUGAUCAUUUUGUGAGAGAUUAAGAAUGAUGCUUAAUAGGUCAAAAAGCACAAGUAUUUUCCCAAUUUUGUUUCCUGAGUUUUAAUUUCGUGGUAAUUACACAAAGAUGUUAAUCUGUAAUUAUUCUUAACACUACGUGAAAUUCUUUGGUAUUGGUGAGUCAUUUUAUUUUUCCUGAGUGAAAGUUGUGUGAAAUCCUUGGCUGAAUAGUGCAUAACAGUUGAGGAUUAUGGUUUGAAGUGAUUUCUCUGGGAGGAGAUCAUUACAAUGUGUACUGUAAGUCAUACAGCUAUAAAAUAUGUACUCUCUAAUGCUUCUUAAUAAUCCUUGUUGAUCCACAGUCUCAUCCCCUUUGCCAAAAUUUCUGGCUAAAUUUCCACCAAGUUGAAAUUAGGAGGUGGUCUAGGAUGUGAGGUUCCCCCAAAAAAGUCUAUAGUGGGAGGAGUAUCAUGGAGGUCUGCAUAUAACAAUACUGUUAGAUUAUCUUUGGGCUCUUUAAUAAUACAAAGAUUUUUGUUUUCCAUAUUAGAGAAAUAACAUUAUUAUUUUGUGGGUUUGACUGUGGCUUAUAUCUCUGUAUGAUUUGUCUUAAUGCUGAUUGGCUAUCCAAACCUUGUGGUCUAGCAAUAUGUCAUUUAAGGGUCAUAGUUUCCAAGUUGGUUGAAGUAACAUGGAGCCAACUAGCUCAGCUGAAUGACAUUGCCAAAGUCACAAAGUGGGGGACUUAUUAUUACAGUUUGUUGAUUUCUUCACCAAAUGCUCUUUUUGUUUUUCUCAGACCUAUUUCAGAGUUUUUAUUUAUUCCUGAUUUUUUUAACCUUCAAUUCUUCCUACUCACCAAAUACUGUGAAUUGUGUUUCCAUUUAUUUUUUCUAAGCUAAUUUAACUUUUAUUAACUUUUGUAGCCCUGGACUUCCUUGAUAUCCAUGCAUUGCUUAGCUUAGGACAAUUGUAGUGCUUGGAAAAAACAGGUCAACAUCAUUUUGAGGCAGAUAUGUUCUGUUAUCCUUGCUUAUGACAAGAGAGUAGUGAAAUUUUAAAAUGUAUAUUAUUAAAGAAAUAACAUUUUGAUAUUGCUAUAAACAUGUACGUGUCAUUUUCAUUGGGGAAUAGUAAUGGUGGCUUUGCAGGGCAGCUCUUAUGGAGGAGCUAUUGGUAGAGUUUAAAUUUUAUAAGAGAACACAUGGAAUUUGGCAUGCCAUCAGAAUUUUCAUUUGCCUAGUUUCUUUUUAUUUUAUUUCUGUCCUUUUUAUCUCCGUUCCCAUUUCACUUAAGUAGUUUUGAUUUUCUGUUGAAGUUGGAAUUUGGGUUAAGAGCUGGCAUUUGACUCCUGAUAUAGUUGAAUAUUAGAAAUAGCUUUAACUGCCAUGAAAAUGAUGGGUAUUCUCUUUUUCCCCCCCAAAUAAAAAUAACAUGGCCACAUAACAUUUCUUCCCCUCAAGAAUGUGAAUUUAGAUCCAGUUCCAAAUGACAAAUUUCCUUCUCAUACAGCCAGUGAUGAAAUCAUCUUAUAGUAACUUGUAUAGACCUUAACCUAAGGAGUCAUUAGAGGAUAGAGUAAAUGAGAGAAGACCCUUCAGCAUCUUGAAUUGUAUCCCAGGUCACUACUUAACACAAAAAAAAACAGGAUGGUUCUGGUUGAUCUUCUAAUUAGAGUCAUCAUUUAGACAUUCUAUUUAUACAAUCAUGUCCCCCAAACACUGUUAAACUUGCUUAAAACCAGAAUUUUAUGUGGUUGUUAUCUGAGAACUAGAGUGUCACCGAAACAUGGUGGUGGAAGAGGAGAGUGUUUGGUAGGGAAGGAAACCAGUUGUAAGAAAUAACAAUUAUGAGAUCAUGUGUGUUCCUUUUCGUCUCCUGUUGAAACAGCAUGAAGUGUGUGUGAUGCCCUAUUUUGACUAAGACAUUUUGACUUUGAAGUAUUGAACUUCAGAAACAGCUGAAGAGGUGAGGAUAUAUUAGAAAAGAUAAUAGUAACUUCAUGAGUUUGAAGUUUUGAAUUUAAAUAAAGCAGAAAACUCUUCGUUUUUAACUGUGAAUAAUUUUCAUAAUGUAGUACUGUGGAAAAGAAUCAAAGUAAUCAAAGCUUAUGUGUCUAGAAUAUUCAGUUAUUGUGACUAGUCUUUGGAAAAUAACAUGUCUUUGUUAGUUACUGUUCACCUCUUCUCAAGUAGUUGUUGGAGAUCUUAAGAUAAAACAGAAACCCCAGUGUAGACAAUUCCUUGAUAAG